Molecule: messenger RNA, 1935 nt
Organism: Trypanosoma cruzi
Lineage: Eukaryota; Euglenozoa; Kinetoplastea; Trypanosomatida; Trypanosomatidae
Exons: 1
Coding region: 1-1935 (644 amino acids)
Molecular function (GO): ATP hydrolysis activity; ATP binding
Source: RefSeq, a predicted model, not a curated record
AUGCCUGUUUGGUUACUUGUUACUGAUGAAUUUCAUUGGUUCGCUGUGUUGUCUCAUUUCUCUGUUGCUAACGGGCCUGGGCAUGAGAAGAACUGGAAAAAGGGAGCGGGAAAUAUAUACAUACAGAGCGAGAGAUUGGAGAUAAGGAAUCCAUAUAUAUAUAUAUACGCCGUUCUUGUUUCUUGUGGACCAGACGCACGGCGAGGCCGCAACAGUGCGAGCACCAUGAUUGAUCGUGGCCGAGUCCGUCCUGCUGCGUUCCGUAUUCCUUUCAAUGACAAUUUGCCGCUGGAUGCAUCAAAUGGUGGCGCAUCUUUUUUGCUCGUGAUGAUUAUUGCUAUGGCGCCGUUUCUGGUCGGUGUUAUCAACGUGGUCUGGCCCGUGGUGAUGAGAAGUUGGAGACAACUUUGGGGUAACUCUGUGAGUGAGGCCAGACGCACCAUUACAGGGAGAUUUCACCGUUCUGACCCAAUAUAUCGCUGUCGUGAAGGUGGCGCAUGUGAUCACAGUGGUAUUCUUUUCCAUGCGGCACUGCUGUACAUCGCCAGGGGUGGUGGAGGGACGGAAUUAUUAAGCGAGGCGGAGUGGCGAAACAAACCAUCCGUGCUUUUUCUUUUUGAUCCACUCAAGAGUGAUUCUCACCUGCUGAUUGGCCCAAAUUCAUUUGAGGCCGCAGGCAUAUUCCAAUCGAAGGUGGAGGGUCGUGUUUUCUGCGAGCGAGAGCGACUCCACCGGUACACGGUUCUUCGACUCCCAACAUCUGGCACAUGGAUGGCAGUGGGCGAUGGCAUCCAAGUGACGUACCAGCGACAGCGAGAGGAUAAGGAAAAAGUGGGCAGAGUCAACCACAUGCUGCAUUUGAAGGCGGCGGGUCCGAGUGGCUUAAAUCGAAUAGAGAAUUUUGUGUCCCAGUUGUUGCGCCAUUAUGUGACAGCGCUGCCAACCACCACCAACUCCACGAGGUUCUACUUUCAGAUGCAGCUUGGCGGAGACGGGCUUCGCUUUACGAGGAGUCCAAUUCCGUCCGCUAAAACCUUUGACACGUUGUUUUUCCCGCAAAAGCGAGAUGUUUUGUCGCUCCUUGAUCGCUUUCUUCGGAGAGAGGGCCGGUUUGCCGUGGAGGGGGUACCACAAAAAGUUGGAUUUUUCCUGUACGGCCCGGAGGGAACGGGGAAGACUUCUUUUGCUGCGGCUCUGGCGGCAUACACCUCCCGUCACGUUAUUUCUUUGUCCCCCUCACUGUUUUCCACGAAUCAACAGCUGCUUAACGUUUUUUUUGGCUGUCAGCUGGAGUGCAUCGGUGAGAACGAACCCUUCGAGUUUGCCUACAGCGAUGUCAUUUUUCUCCUGGAUGAUGUCGACCCAAGUGAUCCGUUGCUGCGUCGCCGCUCUACCGCGGCAAGUGGGGGACAUUUGAAAGAAACCGGCAACACCUUGAAAUGUGGCGCCCAAGGGCCGCAAUUCAGCGACGCAACUUCUAUUUCUAGUCUUCUUAACGUCCUCGACGGUGUGGUAGAAACACCCUCCCGCAUUGCUGUGAUGACUACACGGGACCCCAGCGGCAUUGACCCCAGCUUUCUGCGACCAGGCCGUUUCGGCUAUAAGAUACACAUGGAUCGCAUGCGGCUACCGGAAUUGCUUGAGCUUUUAGGUCUUCACUACGGUACAGAAGAGAAUUGCGCCACGGAAAUCAAUGCCGACGCCAUUAAAGCGUGGGAUGGAAUGAAAAGCAAUGGAUUCAAAAAGGUUCGACAGCUGGGCCAAGAGGAGAUCAAUAAAGUGCGUCGUUGCAUGGCCAUGGUUGCACCGGAUGAUUUUAGCAUAUCUGCUGCGGUCGCAGAGUCCAUGUGUUUUGCCGCUCCCUCACUGGAUGUGUUUCUUGAUUUGCUUUCUCGCAACCAACACAGUGGCCAAGAAGACGCAUUCAAAAGGUGA